AUGAAGCUCAACGCUGUUGCAGCGGCCAUGUCGGCUGCCAUGCUUACGGGCAACGUCCACGCCGAGGACAUCAAGGAGGCUUCCCCUUCUGUUCCCGACAAGCUCCCUACAUUCACUCCGACCGUUGUCAAGGCCGACUUCCUCGAGCAGUUCACCGACGACUGGGACCAGCGAUGGAAGCCCUCUCACGCGAAGAAGGACACAUCUGGCUCCGAGGAGGAAUGGGCUUAUGUUGGCGAGUGGGCCGUUGAAGAGCCCGUACAGUACAAGGGCAUCGAGGGCGAUAAGGGUCUUGUUGUCAAGAACCCUGCGGCGCACCAUGCUAUUUCCGCCAAGUUCCCCAAGAAGAUCGACAACAAGGACAACACCCUCGUUGUCCAGUAUGAAGUGAAGUUGCAAAAUGGCCUCGAGUGUGGUGGUGCUUACAUGAAGCUCCUUCGCGAUAACAAGGCUCUCCACCAGGAAGAGUUCGCAAACACAACCCCCUACGUGAUCAUGUUUGGUCCCGACAAGUGUGGCCACACCAACAAAGUCCACUUUAUUUUCAACCACAAGAACCCCAAGACUGGCGAGUAUGAGGAGAAGCAUCUCGAUUCUCCCCCCACCGCCAAGAUUACAAAGACCACCGAGCUUUACACCUUGAUCGUUCAUCCCAACAAUACGUACGUCAUCAAGCAGAAUAAUGAGGAGGUCAAGACCGGCAGCCUCUUGGAGGACUUUACCCCCGCUGUCAACCCCCCGGCCGAGAUUGAUGAUGCGAAUGAUAAGAAGCCUGAGGACUGGGUUGACCAAGCACGCAUUCCCGACCCUGAGGCCAAGAAGCCUGAGGAUUGGGACGAGGAAGCCCCCUACGAGAUUGUCGACGAGGAAGCUGAGAAACCCGAGGACUGGCUCGAGAACGAGCCUGUCACCGUCCCCGACCCUGAGGCCGAGAAGCCAGAUGACUGGGAUGACGAGGAGGACGGCGACUGGAUCGCCCCUACCGUCCCCAACCCCAAGUGUGCCGACGCCUCUGGUUGCGGCCCGUGGACUAAACCGAUGAAGCGCAACCCCGACUACAAGGGCAAGUGGACUGCACCUUACAUUGAGAACCCGGCAUACAAGGGAACUUGGGCUCCCCGCAAGAUCAAGAACCCCGACUACUUCGAGGAUAAGACCCCUGCCAACUUUGAGCCCAUGGGAGCCAUUGGUUUCGAGAUCUGGACUAUGCAAAAUGAUAUCCUCUUUGACAACAUCUACAUUGGCCAUUCCAUUGAUGACGCCAACAAGCUCGCUGAGGAGACAUUUGGUGUCAAGCACCCCAUCGAGAAGGCCCUCUUUGAUGCCGACAAGCCAAAGCAGGAGGAUAAGCCCAAGUCCCCCAGCGACCUCAAGUUCCUUGACGACCCUGUUCAUUACAUCACCGAGAAGGUCGAGCUCUUCAAGGCUAUUGCCGCCCAGGAUCCCAUCGAGGCCAUCAAGUUCGUCCCCGAGGUUGCUGGAGCUUUUGUCGCCAUCAUCAUUACUGCCGCUGGCCUCGUCGCUGUUCUGUUCAACCUUGGCAAGUCACCCGCUGUUCAGCAGACUGCCGAGAAGGCAUCCGACAAGGCCAAGCAGGUCAAAGAUAAGGCUGCUGAGGCCACCGCUACCGGCGCUGAGCAGGUCAAGGGCGCCGUAAACAAACGCACCACUCGCAGCCAGUCAUAA
Fusarium mangiferae is the source of this 1686-nucleotide messenger RNA. RefSeq names its product putative calcium-binding protein precursor cnx1. Gene Ontology annotation, biological process: protein folding. The coding region runs from base 1 to 1686 and encodes 561 amino acids. The transcript is spliced from 3 exons. Lineage: Eukaryota; Fungi; Ascomycota; Sordariomycetes; Hypocreales; Nectriaceae. Gene Ontology annotation, cellular component: endoplasmic reticulum; endoplasmic reticulum membrane. Gene Ontology annotation, molecular function: calcium ion binding. The record is from RefSeq and is a predicted model, not a curated record.